CGCUGCUGCGCGCCUACUCUCGAAGGCGGCCGCUGCUGCCAGGGUGUCGUCAGUGGAUGAUCUGCGCUGACGUGGAGCGACGACAUCCAGCCGCACCGUCACCGGUGACGACGAACUCGACGUGAAAACUUUUCGAGACAAGCCACCAUGGACGACUCGUCCCAACUGGAUGACAGCAUGAACGACUCGCUCUCCGACGAGGAGGAGGACCAGGAUGAAGAAUCUUUUUCCCAAGUUUCUCCUCACAGGAAGACUCAGACCUCCGUCAUACAGUCACCACACCCUCUAACUCCUGAGGUAACUUCGUCUAACGAGUCAGACGGCGUCACUCACAAGAGACGAGAGCUGCUCUCCAGACGUCCAUCUUAUCGAAAAAUCCUGAACGAGCUCGCAUCGGACGCUUCGUCGGUUCCUAAAAUCGACGAGGAGGAGGAGGAGGCGGCGAUCGCAAGCGUGGACUCUGGUUCCAAGCCAACCAUCUACCAGAACAGCUCAGGACAAUACAUCGCCAUCGCUCAGGGUAGAACCAUCCAGUUGAGUGGCACCGGAGCUGAGGCUCUUCAGGGGAGUCAAACUCUGAACCCGCAACCUGGUGGUGCCAUCCUGCAGUGUGCUGCCUCACAGGGCGAUGCCCCCAAGCAGUUCUUCAUCCAGGGAGGACAGAUGCUCAUUCAUGCCGCCACUGGAGACAUCCCCGCCUAUCAGCUGCGCUCGCCCAACACAGGUUUGAGCCACAGCAUCGUGAUGGCGCCGUCACCGAGCGCCACACAGAGCCCGUCGUCGCAUCACACCGAGGAGGUCACGCGCAAGAGGGAAGUGCGGCUCAUGAAAAACAGGGAGGCGGCGCGAGAGUGCCGGAGGAAAAAGAAAGAGUACGUGAAAUGUCUAGAAAACCGCGUGGCUGUGCUGGAAAACCAAAACAAGACGUUGAUCGAGGAGUUGAAAGCUCUGAAGGACAUUUACUGCCACAAGGGGGAGUAAGGGCGCCCUCACACCUGCCGCCGCCUGCCGCCCGUCAAACCGCCGUGACUGUAUCCGCUCACUCAGGCCUUUCCUAAUGCUGCACCCCCACCCCCCACCCCAGUGUGUCAUGGGAAUGCUCCAGUUCUCUUUGCGGCUUUUUUUCCCCCACACAGAGGAACUUAAAAGCGUCGCACACGCUCCUGGCGCAAGAUGAGAGGAACACCGGAGACUCCCAGGAACCCGAACGCACCUUUUGCGUUACGCUACACUCACCCUGAAGACGCCAAGAGACAGGAAGUAGCAAGUGUUCGUUUUUAAAGCUGAAGAAAGGAAUAAUUGUCGUUUCUUUUUGGUGUAAGCUGUGAUUGAAUUCAGAAGCCAUUGUUGUGCGUGCGUACAGGAAGCUGAUAAACAUGUGACACCAUUUAGAAGCUCAACAUGCUAAGCUGUUAGCCUUUUGUGCUAAAUGCUAACAGAACUCAUCUGUUUUGUAAUGUUCUUAACCAGCUGACACCCGAUGUGUGCAGGCUGGUCCACCCACCUAUCCCGAGUGUUAAAACAGGUAAUGUGGAUGUUGCCAUGGUAACCAGAGUGAUGCCACACAGCUUAUUAUUUUCGGUUUAAACUCACAUAUCGUCGGUAUAUAUUGUAUAGUACGGAGGUCCCCCAGCUGCGGCCCCGCCAGCGUCAACAAUCUGGCCCCCCCAAAAAAAGCGGCAUACGUCAGAACAAAUCCUCUCAGGCAAAUUUAUAUUGUUGAUGUUGUUCCCCCUGUCUGCUAUUCAGAUGUACCUUACAGAAGAGAAGUGUGGGAUACCUUAUUUGUAUUGGACUUUCUUAAAUGUUUGAAUAUAUUUAGGGAUUUGCGCAGCCGGACCGGAAAAAAGAAGACGGAGGGAGAAAUUGUGGAGAGGAGGACAGGACAAAAAUGUGUGUGUGUGUGUGUGUGUGUAUAUAUAUAUAUAUAUAUACAGUAUAUAUAUAUAUAUAUAUACACACACACACAGUACAGGCCACAAGUUUAGACACACCUUCUCAUGUCAAUGUGUUUUCUUUAUUUUCAUGACUAUUUACAUUGUAGAUUGUCACUGAAGGCAUCAAAACUAUGACACCUGUGAAGUGGAAAACCCUCUUGAAGCUCAUCGAGAGAAUGCCAAGAGUGUGCAAAACAGUAAUCAGAGCAAAGGGUGGUUAUUUUGAAGAAACUAGAAUAUAAAACAUGUUUUCACGUAUUUCACCAUAACUCCACGUGUUCAUUCGUAGUUUUGAUUAGGGAUGUCCGAUAAUAUCGGCCUGCCGAUAUUAUCAGCCGAUAAAUGCGUUAAAAUGUAAUAUCGGAAAUUAUCGGUAUCGUUUUUUUUAUUAUCUGUAUCGUUUUUUUUUUUAUUGUUUUUUUUAUUAAGUCAACAUAAAAAACACAAGAUACACUUACAAUUAGUGCACCAACCCAAAAAACCUCCCUCCCCCCAUUUCUUUCUGUUAUUAAUAUUCUGGUUCCUACAUUAUAUAUCAAUAUAUAUCAAUACAGUCUGCAAGGGAUACAGUCCGUAAGCACACAUGAUUGUGUGUGCUGCCGGUCCACUAACCUUUAACAGUUAAUUUUACUCAUUUUCAUUAAUUACUAGUUUCUAUGUAACUGUUUUUAUAUUGUUUUACUUUCUUUUUUAUUCAAGAAAAUGUUUUUAAUUUAGUUAUCUCAUUUUAUUAUUAUUUUUAAAAAGUACCUUAUCUUCACCAUACAUGGUUGUCCAAAUUAGGCAUAAUAAUGUGUUAAUUCCACGACUGCAUAUAUCGGUUGAUAUCGGUACCGGUUGAUAUCGGUAUCGGUAAUUAAAGAGUUGGACAAUAUCGGAAUAUCGGAUAUCGGCAAAAAGCCAUUAUCGGACAUCCCUAGUUUUGAUGCCUCCAGUGACAAUCUACAAUGUAAAUAGUCAUGAAAAUAAUGAAAACGCAUUGAAUGAAAAGGUGUGUCCAAACUUUUGGCCUGUAGUGUGUGUGUGUGUGUAUAUAUAUAUAUAUAUAU
Messenger RNA from Entelurus aequoreus (snake pipefish), 2986 nucleotides. RefSeq names its product cAMP-responsive element modulator-like. The record is from RefSeq and is a predicted model, not a curated record. The coding region runs from base 148 to 981 and encodes 277 amino acids. Gene Ontology annotation, cellular component: ATF4-CREB1 transcription factor complex; nucleus. NCBI's taxonomy places the organism in Eukaryota, Metazoa, Chordata, Actinopteri, Syngnathiformes, Syngnathidae. The transcript is spliced from 8 exons. Gene Ontology annotation, biological process: regulation of transcription by RNA polymerase II. Gene Ontology annotation, molecular function: protein binding; RNA polymerase II cis-regulatory region sequence-specific DNA binding; DNA-binding transcription factor activity, RNA polymerase II-specific.